UCUUACCGGGCCUCAAAGUCUGGAGGCCCAGGUAAGAGCACAGCAUGCGCUUGUGCUUCAAGAGUGUCUUUUUCCUCUGGCCACCUCCUCAGGCCAGGACGUUUUCGCAUCCCAAGCACCACACUGCUCUCUCACCUGGCCCCAAAACCCGGCAACCCAGGUAAGAGAGUGCCGUGGUGUUUGGACGAAUUUUUUUUGGGCCGAUGCGGUCUUUUUUCCAAGCGCC
Messenger RNA from Amoebophrya sp. A120, 226 nucleotides. The record is from the annotation of a GenBank genome assembly. Lineage: Eukaryota; Dinophyceae; Syndiniales; Amoebophryaceae.